AUGGGGCCCCCGGGCAAUAGGGGAUCAUUGGGUCCCUGUGUCCUUGCCCACACUCAAAAAAGCCUAUAAAAAAGGUACCGGGGACAUUUCAUGGUGCCCCCUACUGACCCCGGGCUCUCGGGCAAAAAAAAUGUCAAAGGCCAAAAACAGCCGCUGUAAAAACAUCUAAUAUGUAUGAGGACCAGGGGCGGACUGACAACUCAUGGGGUCCCCGGGCAAUAGGGGAUCAUGGGGCCCCUGUGUCCUUGCCCAAACUCAAAAAAGCCUAUGAAAAAGGUACCAGGGGCAUCUCAUGGGGCCCCCUACUGACCCUGGGCCCUCGGGCAGCGCCCGAGUUUCCAAAUGGUCAGUCCGCCCCU
This is a messenger RNA of Staurois parvus, 359 nucleotides long. Lineage: Eukaryota; Metazoa; Chordata; Amphibia; Anura; Ranidae. The record is from the annotation of a GenBank genome assembly.